AAUAUGGCGGAGCUUCAGUUCGAGGCACCGCUAGCCAAGUUUGAAAACGAGGAAUGGAAUGAAUACAGUGAAUUUCAGGAAGCUAUAACAGUAGAAAAUAUCUUAAAAGAAACUGAAUCUCAUCAGACGAGUGAAGGGAACGAUCACGAGGACAGUGAACACUUUACAGAGCCUUAUUCUGGCUCGUUAGAAGAUCUCGUGAACUCUUUUGACGAGAAAAUUACCAAGUGUUUCUGCAAUUUUGAGGAGAAUGUUAAUGACAAAAUAGCCCCUGUACAAAUACGAAGCCAAGAAGAGAUAAUUAAUGAUUGUCAAAUGUGGUGGACCAUCACUGGUAACUUUGGUAACAUUCUUCCCAUUGAUUGGUCCAAGAGCUAUGCAAGACAGCUGCAAUCCAAAGUACUCAACCUCAAAGAAGAUCAGGAGCAGGAAGCCCCCAAUCUGGACCUCUCUGACGAUGAAGAACUUGCCCAGCAGUUUGACAUGCACUCGCUGAUCGUGUCCAGUCUGCAGACCAGUGAUAACGACCAUGUUGCCACCGCCGACGAGGUCAUUAACGAGAUCGAGUACAUGAUGCAGGAAAAUGGACCUUCUGAAUACUCUCAAGAUGACCUUGACCAUGACAUGGCCUUGGAAAAAGAGAAACUUCCUCAGAUUCCCUCCUACACAGAAGCAGAUCUCAAAGGGAUGAACUGUACUCAGCUGAAUGAGGUUCUGAAUGAGUACGAGGUCAUUAUAAAGGAGCUGUCGGAGGUUCUGAUCCGGGAACUGGCCCUCCGAGACGAACUGGAGUACGACAAAGAACUCAAAAACCAGUUCAUAUCCCUACUGCUGACCAUACAGAAACGUCGCCGUGACGGAAACCUGGACAAAAAGAAAAAGAAGAGUAAAGGAGUGAAUAACAAUAUGAACAGCCCUGAAGGCACAAGCACAUUUCUGACAACUGUAAUUCCUUACCAUGCAACAGAUGGUGCACCCAGUUCUGAACAGCUACAGAUCUACAUCAAAAUUUUACAAGCGAUUAACGAGGAUAGUCCUACAGUCCCCGGUCUGCUGACUGAUUACAUCCUAAAAGUGUUGUGUCCUACUUGAACUCCUAGUAGAGAAAAGUCGGGUCGUAUUUUUCCUCCUUUAUUUCCGAGAGUCCUGUUUCUAGCAGCAACACGCGGGACUACUGAUCGCUGCUUGAUCGCCUUUUGUUUUUGUUUUCUUUCCAUGACAAACAAGUAAUGAGUUACUUAAAUGAAUAGUUUUAUAUUCAAUUUUACAUUGUUAGAGUGCAAUAGUAAUGUACAAUGUGUAAUAUGUAUGCAUUUUUGAAUAGUUUAUUUGUUUUUAUAAAAUAAUUGCCACCAAAGAUAUUAUUUCAAUAUGUGAUGAUGUUUUAUUUUUUAGGUGCUUAUAGUUUUUAAUCAAAUAGUUUAUCCACCAGGAUAUUUAAGGAGGGGGGUGUCAUCAUUUUUAUCUAGAUGCUGUGUUCACUAACCUGGUAAUUCAGUCUUUAUUAAAUGACAUUAGUACUUCUAUCCAGUAUUGUAGAGAAAAAAAUAGUAGACAGUAUUAUUUUAUCAUUAAAGCAUGUGAAAUAAUCUUGCUGUUCAAUUUAGUUCUGCAAGUCCUUUUGUGGUUCAAGAAAACUGUUACCGGUUUUAGAAAUAUAAUACUGUAUACAGGGUUAAUUUUACCCUGCUUUAUUUUUGCCCCUUCAAUCAUGCAUACAAUUUUGCCUGUCUUAAAUUCGCCCAUUCACACUUUUGUUUAAAUUAUACUGUAUUCUUUGAAUUCACCCCGUUUCAAAUUUGCCCAACAAAGGUAAGGGCGAAAGGGGCGAAAAUAAAACAGGGGCGAAAUUUCACAGUAUACAGUAACUCAGCCAGCUAGUUGUAAGCAUUGUCAAUGUGUAUUGUGAACUUAGGAAUCAGACAUUUUUGCUUUGUUCAUGAAGAUUUUUCUUCAUGGAUUGUGUAAAUUUAAUAUUUAUAAAAACUUCAUUGUUGUGAUAGGUACUGUCUCCUGUAUAUAAAGCUUAUACCGUAUUUGAAUGUAUGCUAUUAUGAACAAAUGAGAGUGCCAUUUAUUUAUUAGCAGAAUGAAGCGUGUUAUUAUAUUAUGGUUUUUAAUGAUUUUUUAUAUGAUUUUUUUAAACCUCCCAAUUGAAUAGCAGGGAGAUGUCUGUCCUCUCCAUAUGUCCUAACAAGGAGUACCAAUGUCUUAUUAUUGUUUCCUCCAGAACUGAACCACUUUUUCAGAAUUUAGAGUACCUCCUACUUUUUCUUUUUGAUCCAAAGAUAUUUAGUGUUUAUCCAUCUCAUUCAAUCCCAAACUCCUUGAAGAAUUCACAGAUUCAUUAGUGCCAAUGUGUACCUCCUAUUUUAUGUUAAGUAGCCUCCCCCCCCCCCCCCAAGUCUUUACCAGUUAGAUUCUCAUAUGGGAGUGUGUGUGUCAUUUUUGAAGCUCAGUGCACUUGGUACCUCCAUUUUUAAAUUGUUAUUUUCUGUAAUCAUAUGUGAAAUAGUUUUAUUCCAUGUUAUGGUGAGCUAUUGAGCAUAUGUACUUAUACAGAAGCUAGUGAGCAUUUUUAUUACUUUUUGUGACUAAAGGUUUUCAAAAGCAAUGCCAACAAGAAUGGAUGCAUGUGAGAAACUGAAAUCCAUAUAUUAAUGCAACACCAUGUAGCACAAUCUGUGUAAAUAAUAAUUUAAAAGUAUCUGUUCUAAAAAUACAUGUAGGUCCCUUGAUGUUGCACAGUAUUAGUUGUACAAUGGUACAGAUAUUUCUGUUGUUUUUAAAGUGAGCACAUUUAUAAUGAAUUCAUGCUUAUAGCAAUGUGAGUUUCAUCUACUGUAUCUUUGAAACAUUAUGAACGUAAGGGAUAAAAUGAAUAAUUUUUUUAAUAGCAAAUCAAAAUUGUUCCUUCAUGGCACUUUAUCAUAAAGUGAAAGGUAUUUUCAGAAUGGAAUCAGUAAAUAACCGUGCGAUAAUUGCUGUUCAGUUGAUUGGAAGAGUAACCAACCGUAUUUCACUGGUUCUUACAGGCAAUGUUUCAUGUAUUGAUCGGUAUUGAUCUGUACAUUGUGUGUACAGUCAUACUUACAUCAUGACCAUUUUAUUCUGUGUACAUCAAUAGCUUAUAAAUGUUGUUACAAUGUGUAUACUUAAUAUCCUUGUUCAGUACUCUGUAUUGGUCUAGUCAACACGUGAGUGUCAUCUGAUAAACCCUGUAUUUGUCCAUACAAAAUGUAUGUAUAUUAAUGUCUAGUAACAUUUAAAUAUGUUUAAUAGAUUCACUUUGUCACGUAUGCUUUACAUAUAUACUGUAUAUGAAGAAUAUACUUGUGUACUGUUUCUUUAAAGUGGAAUACUAUGGAAUUAUUUCAUUUGAUUAUUUUUCAUGGAAUUUUAGCAAAUGUACAAUUUUAAAAUGUCUACAAAUUUAUAACCUCAACAAAUAAUGAAAUAGUUUAACUGAAAAUGGCAUUGCAACAAAAUUUUAUAAUUUCAACAGUCAUCAAAACAACUAUGAAUUUGCAGUACAGUUUGAAUCACAUAGAGGCUACUUUUGAAUUUUUAAGAAUUUCUGUUGAUUAAUGUUUGUUACAUAAGAAUUUAAGCUACCCUUGUAUGUAUAGAUGUCUCAUUACAAAGCUUUACUAAAUAUCACUUCAGUGUGAUAGUUCUAGUUUUCAAUUUGUCAUCAGAAAAACACAUUUUGCAUCCUGCUAGAUCUGUAUCAAUAUUGUAAUUAAGACAAGUCUCUGUGAUUAGCUGUAAUAGUAGAAGCAGGUGUGACUCCAGUAUCACAUCACUUAUCCAGUGAGUAUUGAAGCUGUUUGUCAGUGUAUAGCUGUGAUUAAUGUUAUUUAUACCAAUCACUACUAUGUAUAUAUACUCAAGUGUGUGCUCUGUGAAUGCAGGUGUAUUUACCAAUUAAAAUGCCUCUUUGCAAAUUAA
This is a messenger RNA of Saccostrea cuccullata (small rock oyster), 3951 nucleotides long. RefSeq names its product fasciculation and elongation protein zeta-2-like. Gene Ontology annotation, cellular component: axon; cytoplasm. NCBI's taxonomy places the organism in Eukaryota, Metazoa, Mollusca, Bivalvia, Ostreida, Ostreidae. The record is from RefSeq and is a predicted model, not a curated record. The transcript is spliced from 8 exons. The coding region runs from base 4 to 1092 and encodes 362 amino acids.